AUGAGGAGGAGCCGGUGGGAAACGCUUGCUCCAUUGGCCGAGUCCAUCCUCUUCUUCUUCUUCUUCUUCUUCUUCUUCUUCUUCUUCUUCUUCUUCUUCUUCCUCUUCUUCCUCGUCGCCGGAGCAGCCACCACGCCGGCGGCCCAGCAGAAUGAGAGCGCGUCGGACGCCGCGGCGCUGCUCGCCUUCAAGUCCCAGACCGCCGCCGCCGCCCUGUCUAGCUCGUGGAUCGUCGCCGGAGACGUUUGCCAGAACUGGACUGGCGUCACCUGCAGCCGCCGACGGCAGCGAGUCACCGGACUGUCCCUACCCCGCGCCUCCCUUGCCGGCGAGAUUUCACCCACCAUCGGCGACCUCUCCUUCCUCGUCUACCUCAACCUCUCCGGCAACCGCCUCGAAGGUCCCCUCCCCACUGCCGCCCUCGGCCGUCUCCGCCGCCUCCGCUACCUCGAUCUCUCCUCCAACUUUCUCUCCGGAGAGAUCCCCCCGUCCCUGGGGGGACUCCCCCGGCUCCGGCGAGUCCUCCUCGCAGAGAACAACCUCACCGGCGAGAUCCCCCCAUCCAUGGGGAACCUCACCCUCAUCCAGGUCCUCAGCCUCCGACAGAAUCAGAUCACCGGCGGCAUCCCCGACGAGCUCGGCGACUUCCCCGAUCUGCGGAGCCUCGACCUGGCGGAGAAUUUCCUCCUGGGUCCCAUUCCCGGUUCGAUCUUCCGCUCGAGUUCCCUGCGAGGGCUUCGUCUCUCCGGCAACCUCCUCUCCGGCGAGAUCCCCGGGGACCUCGCCCUCCCCAGCCUCCUCAACCUCGACCUCUCCGGGAACCAGCUAGCCGGAAGGAUCCCCUCCUCCGUCGGCGGGCUCUCCAACCUCGUCAGCCUCGACCUCUCCGGCAACCAUCUCACCGGCGAGAUCCCGCCGGAGCUAGGCAGCCUGAGCAGGCUCAACUACCUGGUUCUCGACAGGACCAACCUCACCGGGAGGAUCCCGCCGGCCCUGGGCAACCUCACGAACCUCCAGGUGCUCAGCAUCUUCACCGCGCAGAUCUCUGGCGAAGUCCCCGGCGAGCUCGGGAAGCUCGUCAACCUGCAGUACCUACUUUUGGGUAACAACCUGCUCACCGGAGAAUUCCCCCCCGCCGUCUACAACAUGUCGUCACUCGUCACCCUCGACCUCGGCCAGAACGGGCCUUUCUCGGGGCGCCUCCCCCCUGACUUUGGCCGCCGCCUGCCGCCGCCGCUGCAGAUGCUCUACAUCAACGUCAACAACUUCUCAGGCGAGAUCCCGGCGUCUCUAUCCAACGCCACCAGGAUCACCCACCUCGAGCUCUCCUACAACAGCUUCCAUGGCGGCGUCCCGCCGGAGCUGGGCCUCCUCGAGGAUCUUCAGCUCUUCACCGUGACGGACAACUACCUGCUCAGCGGGGAUCUCGGCUUCCUCGGGCCCCUCAGCCGCUGCCGCCGGCUGACAGACCUCAACCUCAGGUUCAACCAGUUCACCGGAAUCCUACCCGCGGCGGCCAUCGGCAACUUCACCAGCCUUGAGCGGUUCGUCGCGCAAGACAACCUCCUGGAGGGGCCCAUCCCCGCCACCUUCGGUAACCUCACCGCCAUGACGACGCUGGUGCUCAGCUACAACAUGCUCUCCGGUCCCAUCCCGCCGGCGGUGGCGGCGAUGCCGAGCUUGCAGCGCCUGUACCUAGAAGUCAACCGCCUGCAAGGUCCUCUCCCGGCGGACCUCGGCCUCGCCGGUGAGCUGGGCCUGCUGUACCUGCAGGUGAACGACGUCUCCGGGCCGAUACCCAGCUCCGUCGGGAACCUCACCGGACUGCAGAGGCUCAACAUGGCGGAGAACCGGCUGGAGAUGGAGAUACCGCUCGAGAUGUGGCGGCUCACCGAGCUCAACGAGCUCAACCUCUCCCACAACAGGUUCCAGGGCGCGCUGCCGGCGGCGAUCAAGAGCUUGGGGAUAGUCACCGACCUGGACCUCUCCAGCAACCUGCUCACCGGCGCCAUCCCCGACGCCGUCGGAGGGUUGCAGAUGCUGAAAUAUCUCAGCCUCGCCAGCAACAACUUCUCCGGCGAGAUCCCUCCCGCGAUCGGCUCCACCCUCAAUCUCCAGACGUUGGACCUCUCGUCGAACUCGCUCUCCGGCCGCGUCCCAGUGGCCAUGGCGGGGCUGACCCACCUCGAGAGCCUGAACCUCUCCUUUAACAACCUGGAAGGGCCGCUGCCGGCGGGAGGCCCCUUCGCCGCGGCGUCCCCGGGAAUCUCCGCCGAGUCCUUCGCCGGCAACCCCGCCCUCUGUGGCGCCGCCUGGUUCGACCUCCCCGCGACCUGCCCUACAGACCGCCGGCGCCACCACCGGCGCACCACCAUCGUCGUCGUCGCCGCCGUAGGUUCCCUCUCUCUACUGCUGCUCCUCCUCGUCAUCAUCUUCCUUCUCGUAUGGAGGAGGAAGACGAAAAAGAAGGAGAAGGCGGAGGAAGGAGACCAUGUGCCAAAGGGGGGGCACCCUAUGAUCUCCCGCCACGAGCUCAUGCUCGCCACCGGCGGGUUCAGCGAGGAGAACCUCCUGGGUUCCGGCGGCUUCGGGAGGGUCUACCGGGGGGCGCUCGCCGACGGCACGCCGGUGGCGGUCAAGGUCUUCGACCUGCUCAAGAUGGGUGAACCGGCGUGGCGAAGCUUCGACGCAGAGUGCAAGGUGAUGCGCUCAGUGCGCCACCGGAACCUCGUCAGCGUCAUCACCACCUGCUCCAACCUCGACUUCAGGGCCAUCGUCCUCCCGCUAAUGCCCAACGGCAGCCUCGAGAGUUGGCUUCACGGCGACCUCGACGGCGGCGCCCAUGUUGGACUCCGGCUGAGCUUCUGGCGGAGGGUGGCGGUGGCCGCCGACGUGGCGGCGGCGCUGGAGUACCUUCACCACGGGUGCUCGCCGGCUGUGGUGCAUUGCGACCUCAAGCCCAGCAACGUGCUCCUCGACGCGGACAUGGACGCCCACCUCGGCGACUUCGGCAUCGCCAAGGUCGCCGCCGAGCACGCCACCUCAGCCACCCUCACCAGCGCCGCCGCCCCCGGCACUUUCGGCUACAUGGCCCCAGGCAUGUCCUCCUCUUCCUCCCCAAAAACCCUGGAAGAAGAAGAAGAAGAUGAUGAUGACGUCGUCGUCGUCUUCUUUUCUGUCUAAAACUGUGUUGCAGAAUACGGGACGGCGGCGAGGGUGACAACCAGGGGGGACGUGUACAGCUACGGGAUCCUCCUGUUGGAGAUGUUCACCGGCGUGAGACCCACCGACGGGCGCUUCGCCGGCGGCGGCUGGAACCUCCGCCGAUGGGUGGCGGCGGCGUUCCCCGACAGCCUCGCCGACGUUGUGGAUCCCCGCCUGCUGGAAGAGGACGACCCGGAGGAAACGAGCAGCGUCGACGGCGGCGGCAGCAGCAGAAGCUACGGGAGCGACCGGCGAGAAGUCGACCGUUGGGACGGCGACCCCACGGAGGAAGUACUGUGGCGCCGCCGCGAUUGCCUGGUGGCGGCGAUCGAGCUGGGGCUGAGAUGUUCGUCGGAGUCCCUGAAAGAGCGACCGGACAUGGUGGAGGUGGCGGCAAGGAUGAAGAAGCUCCGCCGCGACCUGCUCUCAUCCUCUUCUUGA
Messenger RNA from Spirodela intermedia, 3645 nucleotides. The record is from the annotation of a GenBank genome assembly. NCBI's taxonomy places the organism in Eukaryota, Viridiplantae, Streptophyta, Magnoliopsida, Alismatales, Araceae.